GCAGCAGCAGACGUGAGCUCCACUCAGGCAGAAGCAAAAGACUGGUUCUUCGGAGUUCGGACCAGCCAACCAGGGUUGCCAUGUCCACGGCCAGCUCAUCUUAGAGGUUAGAACAGCAACACAAAACCAGUCAAAUAUUUUUAAUCUUUUUAAAAAUAAUAAUAAAAGCCAUAAAUUUGAAAACUGAGAGAUAAAAGAGACGAAGACACCGAAUAAAAACAAGGAAAAAGGGUUCUAAUUUUAUAACCGACGACUGACCGGGAAAUCCUGUAAUUUGGCUCGGACGGAGAACGGAGCAACUGAUGUAGCCUAAACCCUCUUCUCACCCUCUCUCCUUCUCUCCUAUCUCGUCCUCAUCUCGAUCUCUAAGAUCUUGAUCCGAUUCGAAGAAGAGUUCAGUGGCGAUCUUUGUUUAACAGAGGUUGCUCUUCUGAGGACUACGAGAAGGUUUUAGCUUUCACGCUUUUCCUCAUGGUUCCAGAAUACUUUUUGCAGCAUUGUUUCGGCAAUCUGUUGUCAUACCGUGGCUCAGGGAUUCAAUGUUGAUAGAAAGAACCCCGUGGCGGGAAUUCCUGCAGUGUUAGACUGAGAACUUUGGCUUUUCAGAUGGGCUUCUCCUGACUUUACUUCAUCUGAGUUGGAAUUCUUAAGAUGUCUCGGGCAGGCAGGGCAAGGGGGAAGCUUCGGUUGAGCAAUCUCUACACUUUCUCUUGCAUCCGUCCGAAUGUUUUGGAAUCAGAAGGCCCCCAUUCCCUUCAAGGCCCUGGUUUUUCACGGGUUGUCUACUGCAACCAACCUCGUCUCCACCGGAAAAAGCCUCUGAAAUAUCCAUCCAAUUACAUAUCAACCACAAAAUACAAUAUCAUUACAUUCCUUCCCAAGGCAAUCUUUGAGCAAUUCCGGAGGGUUGCCAAUCUGUACUUUCUCAUGGCUGCAAUUCUGUCUCUCACACCCAUUGCCCCAUUCUCUGCUGUGAGUAUGAUUGCCCCCCUGGCCUUUGUUGUUGGAUUGAGUAUGGCAAAGGAAGCUUUGGAAGAUUGGCGUAGAUUUAUACAGGAUAUGAAGGUCAAUACCCGGAAAGUUAGUGUCCAUAAAGGGGAUGGUUUAUUUGGAUACAAAUCAUGGCAGAAAAUUCGGGUUGGUGAUGUGGUAAAAGUGGAGAAGGAUCAGUUCUUUCCUGCAGACCUGCUUCUGUUGUCAUCAAGCUAUGAAGAUGGGAUUUGCUAUGUGGAGACCAUGAAUUUGGAUGGUGAGACAAAUUUGAAGGUCAAGAGAUGUUUGGAGGCAACCUUGCCCUUAGAUGAAGGCAUGGCUUUCAAGGAUUUCACUGGAACAAUCAGAUGUGAAGACCCCAACCCUAGCCUCUAUACUUUUGUGGGUAAUCUUGAGUAUGACCGUCAGGUUUAUGCUCUUGACCCUAGUCAGAUUCUCCUCAGAGAUUCAAAGCUUAGAAACACAAGUCAUGUGUAUGGAGUGGUAAUAUUCACUGGCCAUGAUAGCAAAGUCAUGCAGAAUGCGACAAAAUCCCCCUCUAAAAGGAGUAGAAUUGAGAGGAAAAUGGACAAAAUCAUCUAUUUCCUGUUUACACUUCUUGUCUUGAUAUCUUUGAUCAGUUCAAUAGGCUUUGCAGUGAAGACAAAGUUUGGAAUGCCAGAAUGGUGGUACUUGCAACCAAAACAUGCUGCAAAUUUGUAUGAUCCAAGAAAGCCUGCCUUGUCAGGCAUUUUCCAUCUGGUCACUGCUCUUAUCCUCUAUGGGUAUCUGAUCCCCAUCUCACUCUAUGUGUCAAUUGAGGUAGUGAAGGUCUUGCAAGCAAUGUUCAUUAACCAAGACUUACAAAUGUAUGACGAGGAGACCGGGAAUCCUGCACAAGCCCGUACAUCAAAUCUGAAUGAGGAGCUUGGGCAGGUUGAUACUAUCCUCUCUGAUAAGACAGGCACUUUAACAUGCAAUCAGAUGGACUUUCUCAAGUGUUCCAUAGCUGGUGUUUCCUAUGGUGUUGGUUCUAGUGAAGUUGAAAUUGCUGCAGCAAAGCAGAUGGCUUUUGACCUUAGUGGACAAAAUUCUGAAAUUUCUGGCAUCGCCAUGCACAAUAGAAGUGCCCAUGAUUCUUGGGAGAACGGUGCAAGUGAUGUUGCAGGGUCUGAAGUUGAAUUGGAGACCAUCAUUACUUCUAAGGGCGAAAAGGAACAGAAACCAGUCAUAAAGGGGUUCAGUUUUGAGGACAACCGGCUUAUGGAUGGAAAUUGGUCAAAAGAGCCAAAUGCAGAUACCAUUUUAUUAUUCUUUAGGAUAUUGGCACUUUGUCACACAGCAAUUCCUGAACCAAAUGAGGAAACUGGCAGUUUCAACUACGAGGCAGAGUCACCAGAUGAAGGAGCUUUUCUUGUUGCAGCAAGAGAGUUUGGUUUUGAGUUCUGCAGACGGACUCAGACAAGUGUCUUCAUUCGAGAAAGAUACCCUUCUUUUAAACACAUAAUUGAAAGGGAGUUCAAAGUUCUUAAUCUGUUGGAGUUCAGCAGUAAAAGGAAGCGGAUGUCUGUGAUUGUGCAGGAUGAAGAUGGGCAGAUUCUUCUUCUCUGCAAAGGUGCAGACAGCAUAAUUUUUGAUCGAUUAUCAAAAAAUGGAAGAAUGUAUGAAGAGGAGACAAAUAGGCAUCUAAGUGAAUAUGGAGAAGCAGGUCUGCGGACUUUGGCACUUGCAUAUAGAAAGCUAGAAGAGUCUGAGUAUUCUGCUUGGAAUAGUGAGUUUAUCAAGGCAAAGACUACUAUAGGAGCUGAUAGAGAGGCCAUGCUUGAGCGGGUAUCAGAUAUGAUGGAAAAGGAUUUGAUUCUUGUCGGCGCAACAGCUGUGGAGGACGAACUACAGAAAGGAGUACCUCAAUGCAUAGAUAAAUUAGCCCAAGCUGGUCUUAAGAUAUGGGUGCUGACAGGGGACAAGAUGGAAACUGCAAUCAAUAUAGGCUAUGCAUGCAGUCUUCUUCGGCAAGGCAUGAAACAGAUCUGCAUAACAACAAUGAACACUGAUUUAUUAGCCCAAGAUGCUAAUAAGGCAAUGAAAGAAAACAUUUUGAUGCAAAUCACUAAUGCAUCCCGAAUGAUCAAGCUGGAACAAGAUCCCCAUGCUGCCUUCGCUUUAGUUAUUGAUGGGAAAACUUUAGCAUAUGCCUUAGAGGAUGAUAUAAAACACCAAUUUUUGAAUUUAGCAGUUGAUUGUGCUUCUGUCAUAUGCUGUCGGGUCUCUCCAAAGCAGAAGGCGCUGGUGACGAGAUUGGUAAAAGAGGGAACUAAAAAAACCACUCUAGCUAUUGGUGAUGGUGCAAAUGACGUUGGUAUGAUUCAAGAGGCAGACAUUGGUGUUGGUAUCAGUGGGGUGGAAGGCAUGCAGGCUGUAAUGGCUAGUGACUUCUCCAUUGCACAGUUUCGGUUUUUAGAAAGACUUCUUGUUGUACAUGGGCAUUGGUGCUAUAAGAGGAUUGCUGAGAUGAUAUGCUAUUUCUUCUACAAGAAUAUUGCAUUUGGCCUCACCCUCUUCUACUUUGAGGCAUACGCUGGCUUUUCGGGGCAGUCUGUCUAUGAUGACUGGUACAUGCUACUGUUCAACGUCAUCCUCACUUCGUUGCCUGUCAUUUCACUUGGUGUUUUUGAGCAAGAUGUUUCUUCUGAUGUCUGCUUACAGUUCCCAGCACUUUAUCAGCAAGGGCCAAGAAACUUGUUCUUCGACUGGUAUAGAAUAUUCGGAUGGAUGGCAAAUGGUCUCUAUUCCUCCCUCAUUAUCUUCUUCCUCAACAUAAACAUCUUCUAUGACCAGGCCUUCCGUGCUGGAGGCCAGACUGCAGACAUGGCUUCUGUUGGAGCCACCAUGUUCACUUGCAUUAUCUGGGCUGUAAACUGCCAGGUUGCACUGACAAUGAGUCACUUCACAUGGAUCCAACACCUGUUCGUCUGGGGCAGCAUCUGCACCUGGUACCUGUUCCUCCUCCUCUAUGGCAUGUCCUCACCAACCUAUUCAGGGAAUGCUUUCCAUAUCCUUGUGGAAGCUCUAGCCCCAGCACCUAUUUACUGGGUUGUCACUCUCCUAGUAACAACUGCCUGUAAUCUUCCCUACUUGGCGUACUUGUCAUUCCAAAGAUCAUUCAAUCCUAUGGACCAUCAUGUCAUUCAAGAGAUUAAGUACUAUAAGAAAGAUGUGGAGGACCAACGCAUGUGGACAAGGGAACGGUCAAAAGCAAGACAGAGCACAAAGAUUGGGUUCACAGCAAGGGUGGAUGCCAAGAUCAGGCAGUUGAGAGGGAAGUUGCAUAAGAAAUAUUCUUCUUCAGGUGUGCAGACUGUAAUACCUGCUUCAUAACCAUGUCUGGUCGUGUAGUAUAUAUAUAUAUUUUUUUGUGUUAGGAUUUCAAAACCAGCCCCAUUUUUUAUUCUUUUUUUUUCUUCCUUUUUUCGGUCCUUGUCCCAUUCAUGAUUAUUUUUCCACCCAGGUACAUGGGGUUGGUUCAGUGUCCAUUACAAGGAGCAAUGAAAUUGUCUGUACAAUAUUUAUAAAAAGCAUGAGAAAAUGCAGCUUUUGGAAAUAGUUAAUAUAUACAACAGUACCUGUUCUUCGUA
Messenger RNA from Nelumbo nucifera (sacred lotus), 4607 nucleotides. RefSeq names its product putative phospholipid-transporting ATPase 4. Gene Ontology annotation, molecular function: ATP binding; ATP hydrolysis activity; ATPase-coupled intramembrane lipid carrier activity. NCBI's taxonomy places the organism in Eukaryota, Viridiplantae, Streptophyta, Magnoliopsida, Proteales, Nelumbonaceae. Gene Ontology annotation, biological process: phospholipid translocation. Gene Ontology annotation, cellular component: plasma membrane. The record is from RefSeq and is a predicted model, not a curated record.